Molecule: messenger RNA, 1990 nt
Organism: Tuber aestivum (summer truffle)
Lineage: Eukaryota; Fungi; Ascomycota; Pezizomycetes; Pezizales; Tuberaceae
Source: the annotation of a GenBank genome assembly
AUGCCAGAGCCCGACAUGGCUCCGGUUUCGAACGCGCUUCCCCCUCCAUCCGCGUUCCUGCACACCCCCGAAUCAAUACCACACUCAUCCUCACCGUCAAUAAUCCACCUGAAACGGGACCUACUCGUCCCCCUCUCCUUCCAAUCCAACAACGCCCAGCCGGAAACCCAAGACACCCGAGCCGCCGCCUAUAGUUCCAAAGGCGUGCUGAAUACCCGCUUCGGCGACUUUCCGCAUUCCUCCAUUGUCGGAAUACCAUACGGGAGUCAGGUCCUUGCCGCACCGCUAACGAACAACGACCAGAACCGGAAGCGCAAGCGGCGGGCGGACGCUAGUGAGGGGGCGGCUGCCGAACCUAUAUCUACGGGGUUCCUACACGUUCUCGCGCCGACUGCCGAAUUGUGGACUGCUAGUCUACCGCAUAGAACGCAGGUUGUGUACAUGCCCGAUAGCUCGUUUAUCCUGCACAAGUUACAGGUCCGGCCCGGCUCAGUGCUAAUCGAGGCCGGAGCCGGGAGUGGAAGUUUCACACAUGCCGGAGUUCGUGCAGUGUAUAAUGGGUAUCCCGAUGGGAGGAGUGGGAUCGGGAAGGAAGGGAGGAAGGGCAAAGUCUUUAGCUUUGAGUUUCAUAAUGAACGAGUGCAGAAGUUGACAGAUGAGAUUGAGAGGCAUGGACUUGACGGGUUGGUGGAGAUUGUGCAUCGGGAUGUUUGUAAGGAUGGGUUUCUAGUCAAGAAUACGGUGGGUGAGCAAGAGGAAGAGGAUAUUUCUCCCAGAGCUACUGCCGUCUUUCUGGAUCUCCCAGCGCCUUGGUAAGUUGCUGCAACUGGAUUCAUUUGCUCCCCUUGCUGACUGAACUAGGCUUGCGCUACCGCACCUAACCCGCCGGACACGCCCAACGCCUUCGCUACCGACCUCUACAGGGCUCACCCCAUCUCCUUCACCUGGCCCUACCGUGAGCGUUGAGAAGAUUCGCGAAAUACCGGCUACUGCCACAGCUACAAUGCCCCCACGGGGCCUUCUAAAUCCCACUUCCGCUGCUUCUGCCCAAGUGCCGAUCAAAGCAGAAGACGGCACCACCGUGAGACCAGAUAACGCGGCCUCCAACGAACCCUACGACACCGGAAAACCCUCUGCUUUAUCACCAACGGAGGCGGUCAGAAUUUGCACCUUCUCGCCCUGUAUCGAGCAGGUAACUCGAACAGUCAGUGUCUUGCGCAAACUCGGCUGGGUGGACAUUGAGAUGGUCGAGGUGCAACACCGGCGCAUAGAAGUCCGUCGACUGAACCCGAAGGGCUACGAGGACGGCGCGGGUCCACGAACGGUCGCUGAGGCAGUUCAGAGGUUGAAAUGGGUCGGCGAAUACCGUGAACACAAGCGCGAAAGGGAUUCAGCGGACUCUACUACUAAUACUGCAGUCAAGCAAAGUCCGACUGAGGCGUGGAAGUCGCAGAACAACCGCGAGAGGAAGAGCGCAAAGGAUAGCAAGAUUGUCACCAGGAUCGAGCCGGAGAUCAAGAGUCAUACGAGUUAUCUUGUUUUCGCUGUGUUGCCCAGGGAAUGGACGGCAGAGGAUGAAGCAGCCGCGCAAGCACUGGUGGAACAGACAACCAAGAGCGUUGUGAAUGCUCCUAUUGAUGGGAAUCUCAAGGGCAAUGGAAAACUCAAGUGGAAAGGGGAGAAGGAGGAGAAGCCUAGGAGUAAACGCCAAAUCAAAAGGGCAGAAAGGGAGAAGAGAAAGGCGGAGGAGAAAGGGCUCAAGGGGGAUGGGGCAAUGGAGGAUGGAGGAGCCCCACUAGCCAAUGAGGAUGAUGAAGAGGGAAAAGAUAUCCUGGGUGUAGAGGGCGGAAUCAAUGAAAUGGAGGUUAGCGAGUAAGGGUCCGAUCAGGCUUGGUGUAUCAUUAUUGUUAGAGUAGAGCUGUAACAUAGCUUGUACGCCUUAGCGCUAGCUAAUCAAUGUAAUGACCCUGUACGGUAGCUGUUCCGGCGG